CGCGCGCGCGGGCUCCCGUCCCGGCUCGUGCCGCGGCGGCUCCACCGCAGGGCCCGUUGCGGGCUCCAUCCCGCGGUCCCGGGCCGCUCGCGAGGCGACAUGCUGAGGCGGACUCUGGAAAACCGGGACGCCCAGACCAAACAGCUGCAGGAUGCGGUCUCCAACGUGGAAAAGCACUUUGGGGAGCUGUGCCAGAUCUUCGCGGCGUACGUGCGUAAAACGGCCCGGCUGCGGGACAAAGCUGAUCUCCUAGUGAAUGAAAUUAAUGCCUACGCAGCCACCGAGACGCCCAACCUGAAGCAUGGGCUGAAGGACUUUGCUGAUGAGUUUGCCAAACUUCAGGAUUAUAGGCAAGCUGAGGUUGAAAGACUUGAAGCCAAAGUAGUUGAACCUUUGAAAAGUUAUGGAACUAUUGUGAAAAUGAAACGGGAUGAUCUCAAAGCAACUUUAACAGCAAAGAGUCGAGAAGCUAAGCAGUUAACUCAACUAGAAAGGACGCGUCAACGGAAUCCAUCAGAUCGGCAUGUCAUAUCACAGGCAGAAACAGAAUUACAGAGAGCUACAAUGGAUGCCACCAGAACAAGUCGGCACCUGGAAGAAACAAUUGACAAUUUUGAGAAGCAAAAAAUAAAGGACAUAAAGAAUAUAUUUUCAGAAUUUAUAACUAUUGAAAUGCUGUUCCAUGGUAAAGCUUUAGAAGUCUACACUGCUGCCUACCAAAAUAUACAGAAGAUUGAUGAAGAAGAAGAUCUAGAGAUUUUUCGGAGCUCUCUCUAUCCACCUGACUAUUCAACUCGUUUAGAUAUUGUUCGAGCAAAUUCAAAAUCUCCUCUUCAGAAAUCUAUUUCUAUCAAGUGUAUAUCCGGAUCAGGACAGCAGAUUCCAACCACUCGGAUAAGAAAAGAUCGCCAAGAUGAUGAUGAAGAGGAUGAAGACGAAUUGGAUGUUACAGAGGAAGAAAAUUAAUUUUAUAUGUGCUUUUAACAGUUCCCCUCAAAAUCAUCAACUUCGGCUUAUUAAAUGAGUGUCAAUUGUCCCGAAAAAAAAGCAAUAAGAAAUUAACAUGUACAUAUGUAUACAUAUAUACACCAUUAACAAAUAUUGCAAAAGAAUCUAACAGUUUUUAAAAAUAAAUGUUUUGAGGAAUUAACUUCACAAUGGAAUAUGAUUAAAGGAAAUUUCUGUAGCCCAAAAAUUAAGUAGCUAAAAUGAAAAAUAUGCCAUUAGUUUCAUUCUUUAACUGAGGUUAUGGUAUUUGUUUAAAUUUAAAUUUCAUCUUUAAAGAACUUCAAAAUAAUUAGCUUGAAAGCUAUCUUUAAGAUUUUGUCAUAUCAUACAAAUAGAUGUGACAGUGGCCAAAAAAGAACUAUCACCUCUUGGUUCCCUAUGUAACUAACAGUUUCCAUACCUUCAUUUAAAAAAAAUCAGUUAAAAUUCCUUUAAGAAUCAUUCUGACAAGCAUUGUUCCAUAAAGUACUUUAUGGUUUUUACUUCCUUUUUAUCAAUUACAAAAAUUGGGAAGUUUUAUUUUCCAGGUCAGAUCUACCUAGUAACAUCUACCUAGUAACAUCUUUAAAUAAUCCAACAGGGGUAACUGAGCAAAAGAAAUUAGUCCAAGGAAGUUGGUUGUAUUUAUAUAUUCCAUUUUAAACAUUGGAAGUAGGUUGUGAAAAAAUGUAGCAGUCUUCAUGAACUCAAAAUCAUAAUUAUGACAAUGUGUGAUGCUGACUUUGGAAAACCUAUUUUGAGAUGCUAUUUCCCCACAGAGGAAUGAGGCACAGGCUGCUAAUAAAGAAAUUCUGAAAUUGUAUUAGGACUUCUAAACACUAAAAUGUAUUCUUAUUAUUAAUGACUCAUUCUUAUACCUGGAAAUAUCGAGUUGGGAGACAUUUGAAUCAUAGGAUUUUAGUAUGUCUAUGACAUUUUUUUCAUUUCCAGGAUUUCCUUCUGGGAAAAUAUUUGUAAUCUUAUUUCAUUGAUCCAGACAAGCAUAUUUUACUAAGUGUGAAAUUUAUUUCCUUUGGAAUACUAGAAAAGCUAACUAUUCACAACACAUAAAAAUAAAGACUUUACAGAAACUA
Gracilinanus agilis (Agile Gracile Mouse Opossum) is the source of this 2081-nucleotide messenger RNA. It is a transcript of the gene CIBAR1, whose product is annotated as CBY1 interacting BAR domain containing 1. Gene Ontology annotation, biological process: cilium assembly. Lineage: Eukaryota; Metazoa; Chordata; Mammalia; Didelphimorphia; Didelphidae. The record is from RefSeq and is a predicted model, not a curated record. The transcript has 9 exons. Gene Ontology annotation, cellular component: ciliary transition zone; ciliary basal body. Bases 100 to 966 code for a protein of 288 amino acids.